Molecule: messenger RNA, 608 nt
Organism: Ilex paraguariensis (yerba mate)
Lineage: Eukaryota; Viridiplantae; Streptophyta; Magnoliopsida; Aquifoliales; Aquifoliaceae
Source: the annotation of a GenBank genome assembly
AUGAUUAUUGAUGGCUGUUUCAUGCUGGAAAUUUUCCGGGCAGCCAUUAUAACUCCAGACGAUUAUCACUCCGACGAUCCAAUUUUCGGCAAUCACGGGGAGCUAAAUAUCAUGCCGUUUAUCAAGAGGGACAUGUUGAUGCUGGAAAAUCAACUGCCCAUGCUUGUUCUUGACAAGCUUCUGGCAAUUAGUAAGAAUGGUGACGAGUCCAUCAACGAGUUGAUCCAUAAGUUCUGUAAUCCCGACUCUCGUGACAUUCCUCCACCGACGGGAAAAUGCUUGCACGUACUUGAUAUGUUUCGGAAAAGCCUGUUCAUGAAACCUUCCGUCACCAUCUCCAUGACCGGCAUGGGCAUUGGAACCGUUACCGGCACCGGCAUGGAUACUGGAACUAUCACUAGAAUCGCUUUUGAACACUGCCAUGUCGGCGCCGGCCUUGAGGUGACCUCAUAUAUCCGGUUCAUGGACAACCUCAUCGACACCUCUUCUGACGUUCUUCAGUCCAAAAGGAUCGUUCAAAAUUUCAUCGGAAGUGACAAAGGUGCAGCGAAUCUGUUCAACACAAGCUCUAAGAACUUGACGAUAGAUCCGGCGAGUAAGCUGGGUUG